AUGGCAUCCAACGAAAGCAAGAAGAGAAAACAAGAUGAGGAAUAUUCAUCAUCAUGUGCACAAGAAAAUGAUUCCUCCAUGUUAUCCUAUGAAAUUCCAUCCGAAGAGAAGCAAACCAGCGAAUUGAUCGAUCAAGUAGCAGAGUCCUUUCAUCAAUUGACUUUGCAACAACAGACCGAAACCAUGAUCAAGCGUUUAGUGGACCAAUUCCAAAAUGGUUCAUCAUCCUCCAGCAGCACUCCGCUCUCAUCUUCCACGGCCAAUGAUUUUUCAUUUGUGGACUCAUCGGCAUCCAAGCUGAAUCUUGUUGCUCUCGAACAAAUGCAAACCGAUGAAUUGGUUGUGUUGAAAGUAGGGUCUCGUUUCUUUCAAACCACAUUAAAGACCUUGUUGGGUCAGAGAGGUUCCAAUGUUCAAUCUAAAAAGAUUGUCAUUAGCGGACAAGUUGCUUCGGGACCAAAACCAAAGAAACGAGGUCCUCCCGGAGAAGGCGACGAAGAGGAAGAAGGAGGUGAUGAAGAAGAGGAAGGAGGUGAUGGAGAAGAGGAAGAGAUGCAAGAUGAUAAAGAACAAGAUGGAAAUGCCGCCAAAGAUAGCUCCUCAGCAUCAGGUGCUUCUCUCGAAUAUGUUUGUGCUCAAGACAAUUUAUUCAAGGUCAUGUUUGAUAGCGGUUUUGGUAUUGAGAGAGAGGAAAACAAAUCAGCCAUCUCUUUCGAGGAUAGAAAUCCAGAGUAUUUUGAAUACAUUUUGGAACAUUUGAGACAAGGAGGAAGAGUAAAAUCAUUGGGUAUUGAAAAGUUGAACAUUACAGAGCUUGAAAAUAUUUUGGAAGAGAGUAGAUUUUUCCUUACCGAGAAAUUGUCAGAAUACAUUUUGUUCUUGCUCGACAAGUAUCACAAGUACGACUCUUCAUUGACUAAUUAUGAUGAAGUUGGAAUGAAUAUGGAUGAUGAUCAGCAAGAUUUUGGAGUGACCUCUUCUAUUCCUGUUGAAAAAGUCAAGCAAUACAUUAAGGAAACCAAUGAAAAGGUCAACCAAUCCAAGCUCAAUGUUUCGACACUUUCUCAAAAAUUGGUUGAAAGUUACAAGAACUUUUUGGUUGGUAAUGAUGUUGAGAGUGACUUGAGUGUUCGUGUCGAUGUCGCUGGCCAAGUUUUUACCAUUCCAUUCACUGCAUUGAGAAAGUAUGAAAACUUUUUAAUUACCAAGUACAUGUUAUCUGGUAAUUUCAAAUUGAAUCAAGAUGGAUGUAUCUUUAUUGAUAGAAGUCCUAAACUCUUCAAUUUUAUUCAUGGAUAUAUUAUUUCUGGAGGAAAGUUCUAUCACUUCCCCAAGUAUUUAUCAAAUGAGAAGAAACUCCAACUCAAGAAGGAAGCUGAAUUCUAUGGAAUGAAUACCUUGAUUCAAGAAUACUUGGAUCCAUUGCGUUAUCCAGUAGAGUUAUUGGGAAAGGACAAUAUUAAACUCAAAGAGCAAGAGGACAAGUUGAGAGAACUGUUUGCAAAGAGAAGAGAUUCUCCACUCUUGGACGAUCCAUAUCUCAUGUUAACUCCAUUGUUCAGCAAAUUAGAUGAAAUCAAUUUGAAAGAGAGGUUUAGAGUUGAUUUUGGCAAGUGUCCAAAACUGUUGGAUCUCAGUGACAAGACGAAAUAUUCAAGACAUGUUUCUCCUCCUCGUCUUGUGAAUAAUGUUCAAGCAUUCAAAUUGAAUUGGCAUAGAUUCACUCAGGGAGUUUUGGAAGGUCUAGAUUGGAAGGGAGUUUUUGCUGCAGGUGGUGGAGUUUUGGGAUGUCUCUUAAAGGAUGGUGGUGACCCUUCCGCUCAAACUCCUGUCUCUACAAUUUUCCCCAUGUCAAGUGAGGAACGUGCAAAGAACAACACUUCAAGAUCCAUCUCCACCAUUGAUGAUGACGAUGACGAAAAUGAAGCAAGUGAUUUCGGCUUUUGGAGAAGAUUCACUAAAAAGGAUACAACCACUCAACACAAUGAUUCUAUUAUCAAAUAUCCAGUUUCUGCAUUCCACAAUUUGGAUAGUAUUGGAAAUAGCUCAGUAUUUUCAAAGUUCAGAUAUGGCAACACCUAUGAGGGUUAUGAUACAAGAAGAUCAAACAAGCAAAAGCAAGUAGAUAUAAAGUCUACUGUUGCAGAUACUUCCAACGCCAGAGUGAUUCCAGAGCCCAACAUUCCAACCAGUUUCAAAAAGAGUGACAUUGAUUUAUUUUUGUAUGCCAUGACUGAAAAAGAAGCUGAAGAGAAAAUACGUCAUAUUUACCAAACUGUAAAGAAGAACAUGGCUCGUUUAUUAUUGCCUGACACCAAUACUGAAAAGUUGUCAUCCUCUGGAUAUCACUACUACAGAAACAGGAAUCAAAACCAAGAACAAAAGAAGUUAUUCGAAGAUGGAAUCUUGAAAACAACAAAUACUGUUGUGAAUGAUGACAUUUUGGUUGUGAGAACCAAAUACGCUGUCACAUUUUAUGGUUACAGAAUUAGACCAAUUCAAGUUGUUUUGAGAAUUUACAAAUCUCCUGCUGAAGUCUUACUUGGAUUUGAUAUCGACUGUGCAUGCAUUGGUUAUGAUGGUAAGACUGUAUGGAGUGCUCCAAGAGCAAGAAGAGCUCUUGCCUUCAAUACGAACUUGGUCGAUGUUGAUCGACAAUCCACUACUUAUGAGUACAGACUGUACAAGUAUGCAAAGAGAGGAUUUUCUGUCUCCGUACCUGGAUUUGAUUCUAACAAAGUCCAAAAUCAAUUAUUACAAUAUCCAAGAAGAUUCCCUUUCACUUCCAUGGAAUACUUGAUGCAUGGAUUGGCACGUAUUCUUGCAAUGGACUUGGCAUGUCAAUCUAAAAAUCCAAAGCACGUGUUGGGCCCCUAUGAUGCUCCCAAUUCCAACAAGGCACAAGAAAAGGAAGAACGUAAAGCUCUUAUUUUAGUUGGAGAGGUUAAUGUGAAAUCAGACUAUAUGGAUUUAUCCAUCAUUAAGAGUGAUCGAUAUCCUCCAUCAUAUUUGUUUGAUCAACUUUCAAAGGUACACAACAUGGUUGCUAUGAUCAAUAUGAAAGAAGAGAAGACUGAGGGCGAUGAUAAUAAUAACACCAACCAGUCUGGAAGAGGCCAAGGAUUAUCACAUUGGCGUCGAAGUUAUCGAAAGCGUCUUGAUGAAAGAAAAGGAUUCAGAGAGAGAGAAGCCAUCACCCUUGAUUCAAGAUUAACUGCACUCAAAUUACAACCACCAGUUCAAGAAAGAAAACCAGACUGGAAACCAUUCUUCAUUUAUUCUUUGAACGAUAUUGAAAUGAUUAUUUGCAAUGAAAAACAAGAAUCAAGAGUGAGUAAGAACAUUGAAUGGAUCACAGUUGAUCCUGGUACACAAUCUAUUGGUAGUUUCCAUCCUACCUCUCUCAACUUUUAUAGAGAUGCCUACACUUCCAUUCCAUUCAACAAGUUGCCUCUCUUGAAAGAAUCAACCUCAAGAACUGCUUGGUAUAGAGCUAUGAGCCAACAACCUCCUCCUCAUGUUAUUCAAGAGUCGGAAAAGACGGCAGAAGAACGAAAGAAGAACCCUUAUUACAAUUACUACAAUAGAAAAAAUAAUAAUAACGAAACGGAGCAAACAGAAGACAGAUACAAGUUGGUCACUUUGAAAAAUGUUUAUGGUACUUUGGAACAAAUUUGGUUUGAAGCUUAUCCACCAGAAAUUUCCAACAAGAUUGAGCAAAUGUUUAGAGGAUUCGUCACAUAUGGUAAUCCUAUUGAAUUUUGGAUUUCCAACACUGAAAAGAUUGACUUUGAUUCAUGGCGUCACAUGAAUGAUACCACUCACGCUUCAGAACCAGGCAAAAGUUUCCGAUUGCAUCGUGAUACCUUUGAUUAUUCAUAUCCUGGCGAAGAGGUUGCCAAGACUGCCAUCACCAGACUCAGUUUUCCUUCCUUCUAUUAA
Molecule: messenger RNA, 3942 nt
Organism: Naegleria lovaniensis
Lineage: Eukaryota; Heterolobosea; Eutetramitea; Acrasida; Naegleriidae
Exons: 2
Coding region: 1-3942 (1313 amino acids)
Biological process (GO): protein homooligomerization
Molecular function (GO): protein binding
Source: RefSeq, a predicted model, not a curated record